UCAGUUAAUUGCCAAUAAUUACAAAUAUAAGACUGUGACUUGUCAGUUUUUCGUAAUUUAGUCUAGAACUUUGUUUAAAACGUUACAAUGGCGUACUUUGGAAAGGUUUUCACCUUGGAAAAAAAUGAAAAUUUUGAGGGAUUUAUUAACAGUUUAGGUUUGCCAAAAGAAAAAGUAGACAGCUACGUGAUGUCCAAGUCUUCCCAAAAGAUAGAGAAGGAUGGGGAUGGUUACAUUAUUACUUCUACGACUAGCCUGGGGGUUACAGAAAUGAAAUUUAAGCCGGGGGUGGAAUUUGAUCAACAAUUAGUUCCUGAGAUAGUAACAAAGAAUGUAAUUACUGUUGAUGGCGAUAAGUUUACCCAAGUGCAGAAGGCUGGUGGCAAAACUAUCACAUAUGUUAGAGAGUUCUCUCCAGAUAAUUUGGUCGUGACAAUUACUUCUGACUUUUGGGACGGCGUAGCCAAGAGAAUCUACGUAUAAGUUACUAAUAUUUACCAAAGGAAUACUAUUUGUUGUUACUUAUAAUGUAUAUUGUUAUUAUUAGUAAUAUAAUUGUUAAUUCAUAGAUACUCCAAUUAACAAUUCCAACUUGCCGUUUCAUUAAAAAAAUUUACAGUUAAAUCAAUUUUUUCCAAAAUUUCUUGUUGCUAUUCUAUGUUCAGGUAUUUUAGCUCUACUUGUUAAUAAUUUAUUUUUAAUUAUUUGAACAUAUUAUGGAAAUUGUAUUGAAAUGCAUUGAAGUUGAGUGAAACCUUA
Pieris napi is the source of this 759-nucleotide messenger RNA. Its product is annotated as fatty acid-binding protein 2-like. Lineage: Eukaryota; Metazoa; Arthropoda; Insecta; Lepidoptera; Pieridae. Gene Ontology annotation, biological process: fatty acid transport. Gene Ontology annotation, molecular function: fatty acid binding. The coding region runs from base 88 to 483 and encodes 131 amino acids. The transcript has 4 exons. Gene Ontology annotation, cellular component: cytosol; nucleus. The record is from RefSeq and is a predicted model, not a curated record.